Durusdinium trenchii is the source of this 1191-nucleotide messenger RNA. NCBI's taxonomy places the organism in Eukaryota, Dinophyceae, Suessiales, Symbiodiniaceae. The record is from the annotation of a GenBank genome assembly.
AUGAAGUUAGAGCCUGAAAAACAGCCGGGUGAGCCAUUUAGGUCGAUACAGGACCGAACCAUCCUCUUCUUGGACACCAUAGCCGUCUUCGUCUCCUGUGCAGAGCUCUGGAUACUUCCUCGGGUGCUAGGUGAUGCACUGCCAUUCUCGAGAAUGGUUUGGCUGGUUCGCUUUCUCCGAGUUCUCAGUAUGAUACCUUCCUUGCGAGAAUUGACCUUGGGCAUCAUGGACGCUCUUCAUGGUCUGUUUUGGGUCCUCAUCUUUCUAUUUAUUUUUGUCUAUGCUUUGGCCGUAGUACUAACCCGCAUGGUGGGCCACCAUCGGCAGUCUGACGAUGAAGAUGUGCAGGAGGUCAUCGACAUGUUCUCCAACGUUGGCAACAGUAUGUUCUACCUUUUCCAGCUCACAAGUCAGUGGAGCCUCGUGCCGCUGUUCCCUCUAUUGAAGGCAUCACCACUGAUGUGUGUUUGCUUUACUCUCUUCUACAUCUACAGCGGAUGGGUCAUUGUGGCUGUGAUGACUGGCACUGUGAGCUUUACGAUGAUCUCCUUCAAAGAGCGAAUGGUGCAGGAUGACGAAUCAAGAGAAGAGGAGAAGAGGGAAUUUGUAACCACAGUGCUAGCUGAUAUUUUCGAGCAGCUGGAUUCAAAUGGAGACGGAGAAUUGGACUACGAAGAGUUUCAGGCCCUUCUCAAAUCCAAGGAGGUCUUAAUCCUUCUGUCUGAGAACACCGACAUCAACAUCCAAGAUUUGGAAGAUAUGUGGCAAUGGCUUGACACAGACAAGAGCGGGUCGCUGACCAUUGCAGAGUUUUUUGAAGGCUUCGAGAUGCUCAACGAGCCCUUCCAGCAAAAGACUUUGCUGCACGUGCAGGAACGGGUCUCGGGAGAGAUCCACAACAAAAUUCAUUCCUUAGAGAACCUGGUGACCGAAAGCUUGGAUGAUUGCUGUCACCAGAUCUACACGCCUAUGUUUAAGAUCCACGCGGUUUUGGAGCAGGUACAGAUCCAAUUGCUGACAACAAUGAAGAUCAAAGACCAGGUCGGCCAGGUCCCGGUGCUGGAGGAGACAGAGGUGGGUGAUCAACGCUUUACGUUGACCUCACUUGAAUCCCACAUUGACGUCCAAAUCCAAGAGGCCUUGGAACGAAUCCAGCAAUUUGAGGUGAUCCGAAAGCCACAAGGGAUGUGA